Gasterosteus aculeatus aculeatus (three-spined stickleback) is the source of this 3837-nucleotide messenger RNA. The record is from RefSeq and is a predicted model, not a curated record. Lineage: Eukaryota; Metazoa; Chordata; Actinopteri; Perciformes; Gasterosteidae.
GACUGUUGUACGCAGAAUGCAUCUUUUGUCAGAGCUGAUAGGGACAGAGCCCGUGUACCGUUAGAACCGGUCCGGGGUACCGCUUUCCUUCAGGUCUCAUAGAUCAAAGGUAGUCAUGGAGAAUACUGCAGGGAAGUGUGGGUACAGCAGCCACAAGGUGAACACGACGUAAAUCUGGGGAUAUAAGUGCUUGUCCCCCCCCUACAUACACAAACUUUAUCUCUAUCUCCACCAUUUUGCUUGCCGGUGAUGGAGCACAUCCGGACGCCUAAGGUGGAGAAUGCGCGUCUCCUGGACCGGUCGUCAGGACAGAGAAAAGCCAGCAUUGGGACUCUGUACCUUUCAGCCACGCACACCAUCUUUGUAGAAAACAACCCUGAGACACGCAAGGAGACAUGGGUGUUACACAGUAUGCUGAGCAGUGUGGAGAGGCCACCCACCAUUCCCGCAGGAAGUCAGCUGAUCCUGCAUUGUAAGGACUUCCGUGUCUUCCAGAUCCUCAUUCCGCAGGAGAGAGACUGUUUGGAGGUCCACACGUCAUUGCUAAGAUUGUCGCGGCCAGAGAAGUACAGUGAGCUGUACUGCCUGUCCUUUAAUCCCAAUGUGAACAAAGUGGAGAGAGAAGAGUCCUGGAACUUCAUCGACCUAACGGCUGACUUCAAGAGGAUGGGAGUUCCAAAUAACUUGUGGGUUGCUACAGUGGCCAACAGUGAAUAUAGGGUCUGUGAUACGUACCCAUCACAACUCUUUGUUCCAAAGUCAGCCACAACUGCCUUAAUCGUGGGAAGCUCAAGGUUCAGGAGUCGAGGGCGAUUCCCUGUUCUGUCCUACUUCCACCAGGACACAUUGGCAGCCGUAUGUCGGUGUAGUCAGCCACUGUCCGGCUUCAGUGGACGCUCUCAGGAUGAUGAGAUGAUGCUGCAGGUUAUGAUGAAGUCCAACCCUGGCAGUGACUACAUCUAUGUAGUGGACACCAGGCCAAAGCUUAAUGCCAUGGCAAAUCGAGCUGCAGGUAAAGGCUAUGAGAACGAGGAUCACUACACCAACAUCAAGCUGCAGUUCAUCGGCAUCGAAAACAUCCACGUUAUGAGAAGCAGUCAGCAGAAAAUCCUUGACGUGGGCGAGAUGAGAUCUCCCUCCAUGACUGACUUCCUGUAUGGUCUGGAGAACUCUGGUUGGCUCAAACAUAUUAAAGCCGUACUGGACGCGGGGCUCUUCAUAGCCAAGGCAGUGGCCAAUGAAGGUGUCAGCGUGUUGGUUCACUGUUCAGAUGGCUGGGACAGGACGGCCCAGGCCUGCUCUGUAGCCAGUAUCCUGUUGGACCCAUACUACCGAACCAUAAAAGGACUCAUGGUGCUGAUAGAAAGAGACUGGGUUUCUUUUGGACACAAGUUCUCCCAAAGGUACGCCCACCUGGAUGGAGAUCCCAAAGAGGUGUCUCCUGUCAUCGAUCAGUUUCUGGAGUGUGUGUGGCAGCUAUCUGAGCAGUUCCCGUGCGCCUUUGAGUUCAACGAGCGCUUCCUCAUCGCCAUACACACACACAUCUACUCCUGUCAGUAUGGAAGCUUCCUGGGCAACAGUGAGAAGGAACGUAGGGACAUGAGGCUCCAUGAGCGAAGUCAUUCGUUGUGGCCUGAGCUGUGGAAGGACAGAGCAGAGUACACCAACCCUCUGUACAAGGACGAGUUGAGCCAGAGUCAGGGGGUCCUGAGACCAAACACCACGCCCUACUGCUUCAAAAUGUGGAAAGGUCUUUAUAACCGCAUGGAGAAAUCAAUUCCUCCUUGCCAGUCUGCAGCACACUUCCUAUCAGCUGUGAAGGGGGAGUCCCAGCAGCUGAAAGAGGAGCUAACCAAUCACCAGGAGGUACCAUCAGAAGGAACCGCCAACCACAAACCCCUGGGCUUCAGACAAGUCUGGUCCGAGGGGUUUGCCUGCUCGGACUGUACCUGGGAGGGACUCCUGCUUUGGGAGGGAGAGGACAAGGGGGCUCACGGCAACAAGCGCUAGUGAGAAACUGAGAACGACAAACAACAACCCUAACAGGGAAGCCGAUCUCAUGGGAGGGAAUGAAUGUCCCGACGAGGAGGACUAGCUAAACAGCAGGAGACAGAUGCAGGCUGGAACCGCUUACCACACAAUCCUAAUCAGCAGUCUCGCACUGGAAAGAGGACACGCCCAUUUCUUUGAACCAGCCAACCACAAAACUCCAACACAAGUACACCAAUCUGCCCCUACUUCUAGGACCGCACAACCAGCCCAACACAAAAAAACCUGAUGACCUCUUCACCUGCACCCACCUGGAACCAGGCGUGGCCGAUUGUCCAGCGGUGGAGACGAGGUCUUCGCUGUCUGACAGGAAAAUACUUAACCCUGCCGCCUGGCUGGAAUGUGAUAGACAUUCUCCUCUGACACACAGAGGGGCACAAUAUGAUGAGUUAAAAUGGCUUCGCAGUAAAAGGUUGAUUGAUUUUCAAGCUAUAGUUUGUCUCGUUCAAUUUCCAUCCAAAUGAAGUCAUACUAGCUGUUCACCCUUUUUACAAAGGCCGUGGCAGACCUUCCAUUUAAUUUCUAUUCAAUUGCAUUGUUUAGUUGCAGAUAGCGAAGAUGUUUGUUGUUUUAUAUGUGGAUGUGUUUUUUAGGUGGCUGAAUUUCUUAAUGGGACCCACUAUUACUAUCUUUUAGAUGGAUAAAUGACAUAUGUAACCAGUCUGAAAUAAAGUAGAACAAGUUUGAGGAAGAUAGUGAAACACUUCGUUUAAUCGGAAAAGUCCCUGGGCUUACCUUAGCUUUUGUCCCAAAGAUGUCUCCUCUUUAAGAAAAUCUAAAAACAAUUAACUACACGAUGGAGGUUUUAAAGAAUGAUUUGUUUACUCCCAGUCUUCACUUCAGUGUAAAAUAAUAUUUGUUAUUAUACUAGUCUUGGUAAAAAGGUAUUUUGUCCCAAGUAUUUCUUUGUAUGGCCAGUUGAACUUCAGACACACAGCAAGAAGUAGAUGGCAUCCCUCCUAUAAUUGACUUAUUUCACAGUUUGAAACUAUGUUAUACAACUCAGUAAUAAUUAGUCACAUGAUUACACAUUGUCUUAUCUGUUUUAUGCAGAGGAAAGUAGAUGAAUGUGUUGAGAGGUGUUUGAGGGGUCACAGAUCGGGGACCCAGGGUCAGCCCUCCAUGGUCCCGGUCAAAGCUACACUACAAACAGGAGGUCAACUCCAACCACUCAAGUUUCUUCCCUAAUACCAACUUAGAUGAAACCUGGUCAUUAGUUGCCUUCAAGUCUUAAAGUGUUCUUCCUUUUGUUUACCUUCUCCAAAACAAUACUCAUGAAACCCCAAACUGCCACUAGGGUUCAGUAUCUAUUUAUUAUUUAUUUAUAUUAUACUAUUUAUUUAUAUUCUAUUUAGACAACUUUCCUUUUGCAGCCAUGAUGGAAGUAAAUACGGGGAAGAGGAUGCUGAAGGGAAUACAGUCCAACAGGAUAUUUCUAGAACCAGUCCAACUAUUGGUAAUUAACAAGUAAUUCUGAUAUAAGAACAUAUAUUUACUUAUGUUUCAGUGAACUGUCAUCAUUCUAUAUCCACAUCAAUGUUGUCAAUGCUACAUCCUAAGGUCAACUCAAGCUUCAGAUGAGAAUCAUGACAUCAGAUAGGGAUUCUACAAAUAUUAUAUAAACUGUAGAAUGUCAGAGUUUGUGGUUUGAUAGAUAACGUACCAACAACAAGAACAGAUUUAAACACAAUUUGAAUUCAUUCAGUUUCAUGGUCUCUACAAUGCCUGUGUGAUUCCAAAUGUUAACAUUGUAUUUAAUAAAUGUUCAUUCAUUAUAAAGUUUGCUAA